ACCUUUCUUGUCCCUUUUCCCCAAAAUAAAACACAAAUGUCUGUCUACGUUGGCGAAUCACGAGGCGAGCUCCUUGCCUGGCUCAACGACCUGCUCGCGCCUACAGUCGUCACCAAGCUCGAGCAAUGCGGUACGGGCAGUGUCUACUGCCAGAUUAUCGAUUCCAUCUAUGGCGAUUUGCCAAUGAGCCGGGUCAAGUUUAACGCGAGGAUGGAGUAUGAGUAUUUGGAUAAUUUCAAGAUUUUACAAAAAGCGUUUACAAGGCACAAGAUUGAAAAGCCUAUACCGGUGGACAGGCUCAUCAAGUGCAAAAUGCAAGAUAACCUCGAGUUCCUUCAGUGGAUUAAAAAGUACUGGGAUAUGCAUUCCCGUGGAGAAGGCUACGAUGCCCAAGCCCGAGCCGGUGGCCAUAUCGCCGGCGUGAGGGCUUCCACAUCUCGACCCACCGCCGCACGUACCCGUCCAGCGCCCGCCGUAACCGGUUCUAGGACCGUCUCUUCAGCGAGCCAACAAGCGAAUUCAGCACAGGUCGCUGCUAUGCAAGCAAGAGUAGCGGAGAUUGAGGCGCAUAGUGAAGGGUUGUUGAAGGAGAGGGAUUUCUACUUUGACAAGCUGAGAAACAUUGAGCUCAUUGUGCAAGAGCGAUUAGCUGUUGAGGGUAUCACGCCAGAGGAGUCUGAUGUGAUGACCAAGAUCCAGGAUAUUCUCUAUGCGACCAUUGAAGGUUUCGAGGUUCCCCAGGAAGAAGAUUUCAUCGAGGAGCAGCCUGUUGAGGGUGAAGAAGAGACUUUUUAAUCAAUGUACCUUUUGUUUGCGGGUUUCUUUUCCGUGUCUUUUGCAUGUGCCAGCCUUGUAACAUGAUGCCGCAGAUUACUACAUUUACAGAGAUAUGGAACUCAUACAUUCGCCCUUUGUGCCCCAGGCGAUCACGUAAUGUUCAAGGACCAACCGCAGCUCUUCAAUCUCAUCGAGAAUCUCCA
Molecule: messenger RNA, 980 nt
Organism: Cryptococcus deneoformans JEC21
Lineage: Eukaryota; Fungi; Basidiomycota; Tremellomycetes; Tremellales; Cryptococcaceae
Exons: 7
Coding region: 37-795 (252 amino acids)
Biological process (GO): protein localization to microtubule plus-end; regulation of microtubule polymerization or depolymerization; spindle assembly
Cellular component (GO): microtubule organizing center; spindle midzone; cytoplasmic microtubule
Molecular function (GO): microtubule plus-end binding
Source: RefSeq, a predicted model, not a curated record